This is a messenger RNA of Dimorphilus gyrociliatus, 5545 nucleotides long. The record is from the annotation of a GenBank genome assembly. NCBI's taxonomy places the organism in Eukaryota, Metazoa, Annelida, Polychaeta, Dinophilidae.
AUUUCCGGUUUGUUCAGUGGCGCCUGUAGCGAUGGCUGAGACUGUUCGACGCUUGAAAAAUAUCGGAAGCUUUUCGGUUCUGCAAGAUAAAUUAGAAAGUUGGCAUGGAGACUACUAUGUAAGUAACGUUUUCAAUGUUAUGAAACAAAUGGCUCGUCGUAUCAAAUCAAAAUUAGCGGUUUAUUUUCAAAGAAAGGCCGUUGCUAUAGAAGCAGUUAAUUCGGCAGACGAAAACGUCAGUAGAUGCUGCGAGAUAAUUGAAUUGAAUGCUAAGGUUCAAAGAGAACUUUUCCGUCUUCUAAAUGUCGUGUCUGCUCAAGCUGGAUUGUAUAGUACACCAUCUUCAAUUCGAGCAAGAUUAUUACCUUGGUUAGGUGAUGGUUUAUGGCCAACCUACGUAUCAGAUGUAGCAUGGUCGGCUCUGAGAAGUAAAGAGAGAGAGCUAGACGAUGUUACCGAUAUGUACGAAAGAGAUAUACAAUCUCUAGAAGAUGACCUGCAUUACUCUAAACUACAGGCAGAUGACUUGAAGUCUCAAUUGGAUUUAGCCAAAGAUCGGCUCGAGACAGCAAAAAUUUCUGACGGUGACGCUCGAAAUAUACGAAUAAAAUUAGUGGGCGUCCAGAGGGAGAACGCACGCUUACUAUCUCGAAUGGAUAUAGUCAAUGAUUAUGAUUCAAAAUUAAAAGAUUUGAAAAAUCAAAUUGCUGUUGAUACAUAUUUUGGUAAAAAUCCAGUAAGGAGAAUAACGUCAAACGUUUUCAGAGAGCUACCGGCAAGAAGAUCGCGAUCAAGAUCACCUUCUCCUAGGCGAUACAUUCCUUUAUCGAGACCCACUUCACCUUUUGCUCCGGAUGACGUUACCCAAAGAGUCCGACAAUCGGGACUGAUAACUCGUUUUAAUGACAUGUUCUCGCAAGAUCGACUAGACGCCAUGGAUAUUUUACGGGCUUAUAGCUCGGAUCAUGAGAAUAAUCAGCGUAUUAUUUUCGUGGCAAUUCAGGAAGCUUUUUCUGCAACUAAAUUGGCAUUUGCUGAAUACAAGCUAAAAAUAAGAUCAAACCUUGUAACAACUCAUUUCGGACCAGAAACUUUGGAAGAAGCAGUCCAAGAUUACAUAAAUCGAAACUAUGAUUUAUUUGAUGUAGGUUGCUUGGUCCAGGAAGUAAUCCGUUCAUUGUCAAGAAAUCCUAAGAUUUAUCUACCCCCGGACGCUUCAUUUUCAAUAAUUACGUCUUUCAUUCGAGAGGCAUGUAAAUUGGCCUGGAACAUGAGCUGCUUAGCCCAACCGUUGGACAUUUGCAUCGCCAACGAUGCGGAGCUGUUUGAUGAACACAAGUACCGACGCACAUAUGAUUCUGAAUACACUGCACCCUUGGUAAGCCAUCACGUUUGGCCAUGCCUUAUGCAAGGCACUAAAGUGAUUAUGAAGGGAGAGGCUUGCACAAAACGCGGGGCAUCUCUGGGGACUCCUAGACGAGGACGAUCACCCGUUCGUAAUUCGACUCUGCCGCGAUCUAGAUCAAUCUCUCCUAUUCGUAUGCGCUCUAGAUCGGCGUCACCAGUAAGGUCAAAGUCACCACUUCGAAACGGAACAACUGGUAGCCUUACCUCUGUUCCUGAUGAUAUUCUACGUUAUACAAGAACAUUAGAGGAACUAUUGUUAGAUGCUAAUCAAAUACAGGAAUUACCAAGGGGUCUCUUCCGAUUGGUACAACUUCGAAAGUUAGGGUUAAGCGACAAUGAAAUUCAAAGAAUCCCACCAGAUAUAGCAAACUUUAUUCAUUUGGUUGAACUAGAUCUUAAUAGAAACGAAUUUUCUGAACUGCCAGAGACUAUUAAGAACUGUAAAAACUUGCAAGUGUUGGAUAUAAGCACCAAUCCACUGCAGAAACUUCCAGCAGGAUUGUGUCAAUUACGCAAUUUAACAACUUUAGGACUAAACGACCUAUCAUUAUCUGCUCUUCCAUUAGACAUAGGAAACCUAGUAAAUCUUGCAUCCCUUGACGUUCGAGAAAACCUUUUGAAAACUUUACCAGAGUCUUUGUCUCAAUUAGCAAAAUUAAAAACUUUGGAUUUGGGAAAUAAUGGCUUGGAUAUGCUGCCGCGAAAUAUUGGGCUACUCGCAAAUUUGGAAGAGCUGUGGUUGGAUUGUAAUGAGUUAACUGAUUUGCCAGAGGAAAUCGGGAAGUUAAAAAAUUUAACUCAAAUUGACUUGUCCGAAAAUCGUAUUGAUUGUUUACCUGAUGAGAUAGGAGAUCUUGACAACUUAACAGAUUUGCAGCUCUCACAAAAUCAGAUUACAGAGUUACCACAGACCAUUGGAAAGCUAAAAUGGAUGACGAUACUGAAAGUUGAUCAAAAUCGAUUGGAAGAGCUUACACCAGAAAUCGGCAAAUGCGAAUCUCUGCAGGAGCUAAUUUUGACCGAAAAUUUACUAUCCGAACUGCCAAACACCAUAUCUUGCUUAGCCAAUUUGUGCAACUUUAAUGUUGAUAGAAAUAGACUAGGAGAAAUUCCAAAAGAGAUUGGAAAAUGCAGCAAGCUGAGUGUUCUUUCAGUCCGGGAUAAUCGCAUUUUGUACCUACCUCAGGAAAUUGGUAACCUUUCGCAACUACACGUUCUCGAUGUCGCUGGGAAUAGGUUGCAAUAUCUGCCAAUGUCCAUAACUCAAUGUGGUCAUUUGAAGGCAUUAUGGUUGUCUGAGAAUCAAGCGCAACCUAUGCUGAAACUGCAGAAAGAUGUUGACGAUGACACAGGUCAAAGAGUAUUGACCUGCUUUUUACUCCCGCAACAAGCUUACCACGAGAGUAUGGAAAAUUUCUUAAAGGGAAGUAUUCUAACUGAAAACGAUAGUCGCUUGAGUUUGACGGAGCCCAACAAAUCAGCUGUAAAGUUUCAAGGAGAUAACGAAGAGGACGUUAAGGAACAAAUCGAUCCCGGCUCAAGUGGAGACGAAGGGUCAAGUUUUGUGAGAACCAAUACCCCCCAUCCUAAGGAACUAAAGGCUCGUCAUGCAAAAUUGUUCAAAAAAGAUGUUGAUGGAACUAUUAUACCAAGUAGUUCGGACAAAAAGACACACGACGGCGUUACAUUUGUGCCAUCUAGGGACCAUACAAUGAGUGGUGAUGUUGAUGUUUCAACUUCAAACGCCGGCAACUCUAAGCCUGCGGUUAUCUUAACGAACUCCGUGAGUAUCAUUCAAGAAACACAAGAUGGUGAUGAUCAGGACGGUUAUAUGGAAAAGCAUGUUGGCUUUAGUGGUGAGGUCUCUAGUUCAGAGGGUGAAGAAGAAGAAGAAGAAGAAGCCGAAAGCCACGAGGGCUCAAAAUUGAGGCGACGAGACACACCGCAUCAUCUAAAGAAUAAGAGAAUUAAUAUAAAUGUAAAAUCGGAAGAUGCCGAUGAAAAAUUACGACAGAUACUCGCUAAAACAAAAAAUAAAUUACCGUCCCCAACAACCCUUGCCCCUGAAGAACAAAACUUGACACAUGAAAUGUCACCUCACUCUCCACCUCAAAGCCUUCCUUCGGAAGAACCCGCAGAUACUAGUAUGACAGCCAGUGAAUUGAACUCAUCUCAAGUGACAAGCACCGCUAUCAAACAAGAAAAUAGUCAAGAUUCCAGCCCUUCUCCAAAUUCAACAUCAAUUAACACAGUACUUGAGGCUUCAAAAACUACAGAAUACGAAAGCAGCAAAACAUCACCGGGAAGGAAAACUCCGUCUCCUAUUCCCACGGUUUCACCACCAGACUCGGCCCCAAAUAAACGAUUUAGUGGAACAUCCCAAACUGGUCAAGACCUUGUAAAAAGUUCCUCAAUGGAAAUUCAGAAUGACGAACUCUUGAUUAAGAUAGUUCGUGGACCUGGCAUGGGAUUGGGAAUAAGUAUAGCAGGUGGUGUAGGUUCGACACCUUAUAAAGGAAAUGAUGAGAGUAUCUUUAUAUCUCGCGUUGGUGAAGAUGGACCUGCUGGAAAAGCUGGAUUGAAGGUUGGAGACAAACUUCUCUCUGUUAAUCAACACAGUCUAACAAACGGAGACCACAUGAAAGCAGUUAAUGUUCUUCGUGAAGCAGGAAAUAUAGUAACAAUGGUUGUGUCUCGAGAGUGUUUGGUACCUUCAUGCCAGGCUGCAGAAAAAAGAAAAGCUUUGAAUGAAAACGCGAAUUCAGAGGGGGCUGAGCCAGAAAUGGAGGUUCAAUCAGAAACAAUAGCAACAACUUUGAUUAGACGAGAAGGCGGUGGAUUAGGUUUCAGCAUUGCUGGUGGAUUAGGUAGCACGCCAUUCAAAGAUAAUGAUAAAUCAAUAUACAUAUCACGAAUAACGGAAGGGGGAGCAGCUGAUAGGCAUGGUGGCCUCCAAGUUGGAGAUAGGAUUAUAUCGAUAAAUGGAACAAGCGUUACAGGAGCGAGGCAUGAAGAAGCUGUAGCUCUAUUGACAGCACAUAAAGAUGCUCCUGUUACUCUUGUCGUGUAUCGUGAAAAUCUUAUUAGAAAAACACCGAAACCAUCUCCAGCGAAACCGAAUGAAAACCAUCCGAAACCUGUUGUUGCUCCUAGAGCGCCGAGGGAGCGAAUUUCGAUCGUUAAAGCUGGUGGUCCACUAGGACUAAGUAUUGUUAGAGGACAAGACUAUAAAAAGCCGGUGUUUGGCGAGGGAAAGCCUGGUAUCUAUAUUUCAAAAAUUUUACCUUGUGGUCCUGCAGCCAAAACAAAUCUUAGAGUCGGCGAUAGAAUAAUUUCUGUAAACGAUAAAAACAUUGAACACUCAAAUCAUGAUCAAGCUGUUCAAGCCUUAACCGUCUCAACUUAUGAAAUACGACUGGAGGUGAGCCAUGAUCCGCAACCUCCUGGUCUUAUGGAGGUGAAAAUACCUAAAGCCCCAAAUGAUAAACUAGGAAUAUCUAUAAAGGGGGGAUCUGGCAGUCCCUCAGGUCAUCCAAAUGAUCAAACGGAUGAUGGUAUUUUUAUUUCGAAGAUUAUUCCUAGUGGAUUAGUUGCAAAGGAUGGACGUCUUAAGAUUGGUCAACGAAUAUUAGAAGUAAACGAUAUAGGACUACUAGGGGCAACUCAUCAGGAUGCAGUAAAAGCCAUAAGAAGUUGCACAACUCAACUAUCACUUGUUGUUUGCGAUGGCUAUGAACCAACAGAAGCUCCUUUGACUCCAAGAACGCCUUCGGGAUUUCGUUCUUUUUCUCAUAGAGUGGAGUCAAUAUCCAGUUUGGAUAGAGAAUUAGAUGAUUGGCGGAACUCGAAUGUGAACUUAAGAGCUCCUGUUUCUCCAACUGGAACAUUAGAUAGAAACAGCCGAAACAAUUUAAAUCGACCGCAAUUCAACUCUCAAACCGUGCAGCCCACCUCUCCGCACAACUUAAGAAAUAAACAGACUUACACGAUUCCCGGUAUGCAAAUGGUUGCUGUUUCUAGUCCCUACGAUGGACAAAAUUCAUCUGUAGUUACUGGCGGCUAUCAGUCUCAGGUAUUUUGUUGUGAAACUACAGUAGUCUUGAAGUCAUUUUUUAUAGCUAAAAUUAUUAUACUGUGA